Molecule: messenger RNA, 11483 nt
Organism: Columba livia (rock pigeon)
Lineage: Eukaryota; Metazoa; Chordata; Aves; Columbiformes; Columbidae
Gene: CFAP54
Product: cilia and flagella associated protein 54
Exons: 69
Coding region: 52-9558 (3168 amino acids)
Biological process (GO): cilium assembly
Source: RefSeq, a predicted model, not a curated record
AGGCCGUUGCCUGGCGACGGCGGCGCGUUCCCAGCGCGGCCGGGCCGGAUCAUGGCGGAGCCCGCCGGGCCGCCAUUCCCGGUCCCGCAGCCCCUGCCAGCCGCUUUCUUCGGGGCCGUGGCGCCGGGCAACCCGGUGUUGGACAGCUUCGAGGCCGAGCUGCGGGAUGUCCUGGUUUCUCUGCGGCGGCUGGGGGGCGCGGCGGGGUCCAAGCCGCAGCAGCACGACCUGCACCGCCGCGGAGCAAAUACUCUGUUUAAUAUUUGGGUCAAAUAUAAGCCUCGGCUGCCAGAGUGGUAUUACAAUGAAAAACUUCUGAAAGUUGGUGAUUCUCUUGCUCAGAUCAAAGAAUAUAAGUUGGCCCUUCUACAGUGCUAUGGAAGAUACCUUCAGCAGUUUGUUUCUGUAAACCUUGAUGAUAUCGUAAAUGAUGUGCAUCAAUUUAAAUCCACCUUUUUUCCAAAUGGUAUUAGAGACAAAAACGCAGCACAUACGUUCCAUGCUUUGCAAGAGAGGAAUGUUUGCAUUUAUCAGCUGGUUUGCAGCAGUGACAGAAAUCUCCAGAAUCAAGAGUCCCUGCAGACUUGUUUCAACGUCUUGUCCUCAUUACGAGUUACUAUGCAAGUGGCUCUACCUCAGGAGAGUUUGUGUUGGCUUAUCUACAAUGGUACUAUUCAUAUAUACACCAUAUGCAGACAUUUGAUGAUGAGAGGUCAGUCUGCUAAGGUUCUGGAAUACUUACUGUGGGCCAGUAUAUGUAUGGAAUCCUCUAUUCCGCUCUUAUCUGUACAUUAUUUGACAUGGAGAGCCACCCUAUAUACUGCAGUUUCUCAGUGUUAUUUUGAUUGUCAAGUUGGCAUUCAUGGAGAGAUGUUUGCUCGCCGUGGUCUGAUUAAAAUUGAUGAACUGAAGCAAUUAGAAAAUAUCAGUUCAUCACUGGAAAAUUCAGAGAGAAAGAAGAUUUUUAGAGAGGCCACUCUAAAGAUGUCAGUAAUGAUUUUCAAGAGAGCAGUAUAUGAAUCCAGAAGAAAGCCAAAAAGUUCCUUUCGACCUAAGUUAAGAGUUAGCCUGAAAGAAAUACAAAAUUUGUCCUGGCCUCGCACUACUACCGAACGGCUGCUGACAGAAAUGUUUGAUGGUGCCGCAGCUCAAUUCCUUGCCAUCCUGGAAGCUCUGUCUGAUAGUAGCAGGCAUGUUCUGCGGCCUGCUCCUCCUGUUCCUGAUGAAACUGAAAUUCAUGAUGUCAUUUCAGAGCUUUUUCUGGCAGGUCUGGAAAUCCUCUCAGGUGGAGUGAGCAGUACUGGUAUUCAAGGAAAUCAUUGCUCUGAUCAUUUUGGUAUAAUUAAUGCAUCAUCAACCCUUCUGCAGUUGAUACUAACAGGAGAAAGGGGCGUGUCUGGAGAUGCUGCUGUGAAAUUUAUAAAACUAGCUUUCAGCUAUGAAGAAUGGGACGUGUUUGAUUCUGCUAUUGAAUUUGUUGUGAAUUUUCUCCAGGCUCAAGAUGAUCUGAAAUGGAAGAAAGCUGAAGUAGAACUGAAACUUCUUACACUGGUGCAACCUAUACUAUUUCCAAGCAAACUUAAACACGGUUUGUCUAUUAGUGAAAGCAACACCAAAGAAGCUAGCAUGUCUCAUGAUUGUGAAAAGAGGCAAACAUCCAGAAAGGAUUCUUUAAAGCAUGGAGAGCCUUCUCACGAUCUCAUGAUUUUGGCAACAACAGUGUUUUCCUGUGUCUGCACAUCUAAGCAGAAUAUCCAUCCUGACAAAGAAAUACUUGUUGAUAUAAUAGUGUUUUUGUGGCAGAAGUGUAAAACAGGACUUCAGCGAAUCCAAAUGUGUGGAAGUGACUACUUAAAAUCUAUGCACAAACACAAAGCUUACCAAUGGGUUCGUGUACUCUGGAUAAUAAAUGAAGUAAUUCACAAGAGCACCAUAGCAGACACUGAUGCUGUAAUGCUUGCAGAGGUAACCCUACAUCUAACUGCAAUACUGGAAAACAUAGCUGAUUCUACAAGAAAAAUAAAUGCCCCUCUCUCACAAGAUGAAACCUGUGAUAUUCCUGAAAUACUGAUGAAAAGUCCUACAGAACAAUUACAAGUUGCUUAUGAAAGUCUUGAAAAUGCAAUUAAUGGAAUGAACACAUGUCGCUUAAUGACCCUUCUACCAGAUGGAAAGUCAAUAUUUGACAGCUGUUGUACAAAGGUGGGCUCAACUGAUCAGAAUUUGAAUUCUGUUUUGGGAUGUGGUAAUGAUAAGACAGGAACAGGUGAUGGUUUUGUAAUGGAUUUACACUUGGAGCUCAUACAGGCCCAACAUCGAGUAGCUGUGAAACUUCUUAAAAUGACACAAGGUGCUCAAAAGGGUGACAGAACUCUUAAGUCCAAGAAGUCUCAUGUGAAGAAUAUGAAAGAUUACCAUUAUUUAACAGAGGCACUUAUAAUGAGAAAAAUAAAAAAGAAUAAGCUAUCCAGAGCAAUCUAUCUGAUGCAAAAAGCUACACAGAAGUUCCCUGAAGAGUUGACCACUUCUUCCCAAAAGAAGCUACUGGAGGAAGCACUAACUUUAAUUGAGCAAGUUGAAGCCGAACAAAGUGCAUUGUAUCACAGUCUCAGAGAAGCUAUGAGCAGUAACAAAACACGUGGGACUCCUCCUCCUCCUCUAUUACUUUCCAGAUCACAUUGCUCCAUGACAUUUAAACCAGCCACAUUCUCCUCAGAUAUUCAGGUUUCAUGGUACAGUAUUUUGGGAUGUGUGGCAGAAGGAAGUAAUGUGAAAGUCAGGUUAAAUAACAAUAAACUUCGGAAUGCAGGAGAAGAGAUACCAGCUGAUGGGAAAAGCCUCUUGGAAAUACAAGGCUUAGAUCCCAAUGAGAAAUACAUAUUUGCAGUUGCAGCAUAUUCUUCUGAUGGAAAACUUAUUGGUGAUGCAAUUGGGGAAGCAACUCAGCCCAUCCUUGCAUAUCCACCUCUUUCUGUUACUGCUGUUCGAGCCUAUCUAACUCAGGCAGCCUAUCAGACUUGCAACUAUACAUUAGCCAGAGAAGCAUUUUCACCAAUGUGGGAUUAUUUUGUUUCUUCUCCACUGCCUACCAAUGCAGGUGUUGUUUCUGCAAGUAUAAAUUUGACUACAUGUGAAAACAGGCUAUGUUUUGAGGCUGUAUCUCAGACUUCUCCUAUUACCUUGCACCUGUUUUUAAGGAGUUUAUUUGCUGUCUGUGACAUUAAUGUAAUGGAAAGAGGACUCUUCUGUGAUUCCAUUUUUUCCAGUGAGAUACUCUAUAAGGAACAAGUUGCUAGAUUAGCAGAAUGUGAAAGAAUGGCUGUGGCAAUUGAACUGAGUAAUUGGUUGAAUGAUGCAAGUUAUACCCUGCAGUCUGUUGUGCAAUGUUAUGGUCUCCUUGCUCCAAUUAUUUAUCACAAGAUUUCUUCAGUCCCAGUAGUUCAGAUUCUCAUUAAGUGCUUGGCUGUCCUUCAAGAAAUUCCAAGUGCUACCUUGCAGAGGAAGCAUGUAGGAUGUUACGAGAGUGUUCAGCAUAUGAUAGCUUGUACUUCAUUUUAUACAGCAAAGGUACUACGUUCAUGGAAAGAAUACGAACUAGCUGUAAUUAUUGUUAACUAUGGGAAAAAAUUGCUGGAUUCCUCACCGGCAGCUUCACCUGACCAGUCAGGAGCUAUGAAAACUGAAGAAACACACACUAAGAAAGAAGUCAAAAGCACUUCUUCAAAGGCAUCCCAUUUUUCUGCAAGGGAAAAAGCAACAGAAAAUCUAAAUGCUCUUGAAUCAAAUCUCCUCAGACUGACCAAACCAGGUCGUGGACCAGGGCUUACAGGACGUGAAGAUCCUUUGUUCCUCUACCCUGUAAUUACAUGUUGGACGUCAAACAAUGCUUAUCGAGAAGUGAUGAAAUUCAAAAACAAACCACGUUUUCUUGAGUUCUUUGUACAAGUUUUGUACAAAAUCCUGAAUGAAGAGAUGUUUCAGUGUGUUCUCGAAUGGGCAGACAAUGUGCAAGUCUACUUGAAAAGGAGGAAUGACCACCUUCUCUCUAUUGGUGGAAUUUCAACAGAAGAAACAAGUUCUCCUACUCUGUCAGAAGGCAUGGCGAGAUCUGCUAGAGGAGCUGUGGGGUUUCAGAAACAUGUAGAGACCUCACCUUUAAAGAAAUCAGAGGCAUCAACUGUGAAGAAACCAAAAAAAGAAGUCUCGAGUAGAAAAAAAAAUCCUCUUAGACAGUAUUUAAUGAAACAUCCAGAAGUAAUGGAAUCUCCAGAAGCAAAAAGGAAAUGCCAGGAACAGUUGCAGAAAGUAGCUCAUCAGACCUUAGUGUUGCUGCUGAACCCAAUUGUGUGUGAUUACUUAAACCGAAAGAAGUUUCAUCAAAUAUGUCUUGAAGAAAUGCCCUGGAAGUCUCAGAUGAAUAUCUAUCUGGCAAUUGCACACUACAACUUAUUUAGAAAGAAACUGGAAGAGCAAUAUAAAGUUGGAAUUUGUGUUUCAGAGCAUCUGGAGAGUUACAAUAUUUUGGAUCCUUACGUAUACUCAUUAAAUAAUGCUGGCACCGUAGUUUUGAGAGAAUCUGAAGAAAAGGACAUAGGAACACCAAGUCUUCAUCUCCUUAAAAAGCCAGGAACGACCAAAAAAGAAACUUGUAAGGAUAAAUCUUCUGACCGCAGCACUAAACUGAGAGGGACAGAUACUCCUCCAACUCAAACAACAGAAACAUUAGUAUCUCGUUCCCCCAAAGAAUACCACCAGUUUCCGCCAAAUACUGUUUUAUUGGAGCAUUUUACAAAAAUCUUGUUGCAUUUAAGAAGAGCAGUGGUUCUUGCUCACCGUGGCGGACACUGGACGUUGCUUCAAAAUGCUUGUCGAGAACUUUGGAAUUAUGCUCGAGAUUUCCAAUAUAUUGCUAACCUUUUACGUUCCCAUACGGAUGCAUUUCCCAUUACCAGGAAUUUUCUUAGGAAGACCCUCUGGUUGCCAUUUUAUUUGGCAUCAGACAUGAUCAUUGAUAUGAUAAAUGAGCUGCAAGCCAGCAGGUCUCUUAAGAUUGUGGAUCCUGAAGGAGACUUCUGCAUUCCCAGUUGUUUAGGAGGUAUUACGGAUGAGAAUGGUGGUUCUAAUCUCCAUCCACAGUCUCCCGUGGAUGAUGUGAAUGUGGUUGACUUGAAAUGGACAUGUAAACUGAUUUUUAGAACAAUAGCAUUGUUAUAUCAAAUGAAGAAGUGGGAAGCACUGGUACACAUCGCUGUACAAUUUAAUAUAUUUACACAUGAGAGAUACACAGAACAAGUGGGUCCUCUGCUGGUGUAUGCUCAGAGGCAGCUGCUGGAAAGGAUACAGCAAUUCAGUGACCCAUACAGCCAUGAAUCUCAUUUCAUGAAAUAUCUGUCUGAUAAUGCAGAAAAGAUGACUUGCAGAAACUACAUAGGGCAGAAAUUACUGAUGCCUGUUGCCCCUUCUGCUAGUGAACAAUGUUUUCAUGGAUGCUUUUUCUAUCCUGAGAUGAAAAAUGAUGACGCAGAUUGCUGUCAAGCAAAAGCUCUAGCUUAUGUACCUCUUGAUGUGAAAGAUACACUGAAAUGUUUUAGAGAAACUCUACAAAAAUCUAAAUAUCACAGCAGAGCACUGAGACACAGCAGAAAACUGCUUUCAUUAUUUCUUGCAUACACACAAGAAAGCUAUGGAAGAGCAAGCAGCAGUCAUACCUCUUCAAAGAAAAGACUGGACUUUAAUCUGGGAGCUGAACUAAUAUAUCUACCGACACCACCUGACCUUUCUCAAGAAAAAUUUAAUUUCUCCCCUAUGGUUGAGAGUAAACCGAUAGCACAGUCACACCUUUCAGUAGUUAUCUCCUCCUAUGAACAAACUAUUGAAAUCCUUGAAAUAUACAAGCAGAGAGACCUCAAGGUUCAGGCUCUACAUGAACUUGGAAAUCUUCACUUUUAUACUGGAAACAAAAGAGCGGCUUUUAAAUAUUGGUGUCAAGCCCUUGAUGAAACACUCAACGUUGCUGAUGCUCUUAAAAACUGGCGAGAGUUCAGUUUCCCAAAGAAUCCUAGAGACUGUUUUGCAGUUGGAAGACUGGCUGAUAUUAGUCAGAAAUUUCUUUCUCAGGCUGGAAUUUGGGGAUGUUUACUUGCCGCAGUCUUAGUAGCUAAGAUAGCUCAGUAUAUAACAACAUCAAAUAUGAGAUUAAGAGCUAAAUACUGCUAUUUUUCUGCUAUACUUUUUAAGACCCUGUUUAGAGCUUCUCUUCCACAUCCGACAUCUGACUGUGACUUUGCACAAUAUGAAACAAAUACGCUUGUUCCUGGUAUUGACUUGUUCUCUGAUCACUUCAGAGCUGAUAUCUGUACUGUGGUUGCAAGUCUGAAUUUCCUUAUGUUUGAACUACAUUGUACAAAACAAAAUUUAAUAAUUUUACCAUUGUUGACAUUAUAUCAAUACCUGGUUUCUGAGGUUUGUAAGGAACCAGCUAAAUGUAUUGAAGGAAGAAUCUUAAAGAUUAAAGUACUUACAGAUAUAGGAUUUUUUACUGAGGCCUUUAAUGAACUGUCUUCGCUUAAUUGUGGAGAGAGAAUUCCAUGGAAAAUACCUGCAGGAUACAGAAAAAUUGAACAAACAAAGGCCUUACAGAAAUUUGACUCUUCAAAAUCUCUUCUGACUGUUACAAAUUUACAGGUACUGGAAGAUGUAUUUAAUGAGAGUCUGUCUUCAACAAUGGUACCACUGUGCAACCAACAAAUUAUGAAUAGAUUAACUUUAGCCAAAAUGAAUUUAAUCAUUUGCCUUUCUGCCACGAUAAAUAAUAUACCUGAAAAAGUGGGAAAACACAUCUAUUCUGUUGAUAACAACAGUUUGAAGGGGCAAAGCAGAAUUACAGCUUCAAAAGUAAAAGCUGAUGCUGGUAAGGAUUCAAGACAACAAGGACAGAGAGGCACAAUGGUGCAGCUUGUUGACUGUAAAGACGAAUUAAAUAUGGCCAUGCUGAAGGGGAUUUUAUUGACAGAAGCUGAAGAAAGUCUUAGCCAUCUUGUGCAGAACAUACAGGAUAAAUAUAAUGGGGAGACAUCUCUGUGUUCUGCUGAAGAUUUAGAGACUCUUGUUGAGGCCAAACUUCAGCUUGCUGCUAUUUCUCAGCAAAGGCAUCAUGCAGCUUUCAGUGUCGCUUUGGCUUUCUCUGCAACCCGAAUUCUACAAAAUGCCAAAAUUCUUAGGAUGGAAAUGACACCUUUUCAAGAAAAAAAGAAUGCCAGGAAACGUUUGGACUCCCAUGUUGAAGAUGUUCAACCGCUUCGCAGUGUAACAGCACAAGAUCAUAUGAAUUUGCAUUUGUGGCUAAGAUGUCGUACAAUGUUAGUGACUGCACUAGUAACACAGAUACAGGGCGUUGGUGACAUGGAAGAGAAUGAUGUGGCUGAACACAGAAAUGUGAUAAAAGAAGUAAUACUAGAGGCAGAAGCAUUUGGUGAUAUUGAGAGUCAGGCUGAAAUGAUGAUGCAAGCUGCUAUUCUUGACCUGCAAGAAAAACGUCCCGUGGCAGGCAUUAAACUUCUUUUGCAGAAUAUCAUCAGUUUACUUCAAGAAGAUACAUUUAUUUCCCCUCCGGCUUCUUUGACUCUAGUGAGAAGUAUGCUCCUGCUGGCAGACAUCCUAACACUGCAAACAGUAGAGGAUACUGAACAUUGCUCUUCUACAGCAGAACCAUUAAACUUACUAGUUUUGGCACAUGAGCUUACAAUUGAAGCAAUUUUUGUUUGUGGAGAACCCAUUGAACGGCAAAUAGAAGACAGUACAUUGACUUGCCUGGUCCUACCUACAAAAAACAUCUACUUGCCACAUAUCAACUUGCUAGCCCAAGUCAAAAUGAGAAUCGGACACGCAUUAGCUGAAAAAGUAGCAUGUACACCUGGAAGAGGAGAUGCACUGCAACGGCUACAUGCUCUCAAACAUUUAGAAUCAGCAUUGAAGCUUUGCAGAGCAUCUGCAACAAAAAAAAUAGAUAUGGAAGCUGAACUUCUUUUUCAGAUAGGUAAGGUAGAACGCCAGAUAACUGAAGCAGGCAAUAACAAGUCAUCUCAAGCUGUUGAAACCCUUUUGGAAGCUAUAAAACUCAGCCAGCAACAUGAUCAAAAAUUUGAGUUAAUAAGAAGAUCAUACCUUGAAAUAGCACUAUUAUAUUUGCAUUUAGCGAGAAAUAAUGAGGAUGUGUCACAGACAGAUAAGAUGGUGCCUUCCAAAUCAAACAUCACUCCUGAGGAGGCUCUGAAAUCAGAAGGCUACAAAGUACAAGCCUGGAUUGCAGUUAGAGCAGCUACACAGGUCAGUGAGGCUGUGCUUGCUUCUCAGCUAUUAAUUGGAAUGAAGAGUGUUAAAGAACACAGCAUGAAGGAUGCAGUGCAACAGAAAAUCCCAGAAUUUGCUUCCAUGGAUCUUCUUGCUUCAUACAGAGAUUUCUUAUCUGAUGGAGACAAUGUUGUCUCUGAUAGUCCCGAAGCAUCUUCUACUGAAAACAAACAAAUCAUGCAAGAUGAGCAGAGCCAAAGUGAAGGAACAGAAACUCUUGCCACCAAGGCCAGCCAGAAGAAAGAGGCAGUAACUUGGGUUCACUUAAUUCACUACCACGGUUAUUUAAAAAGACUUUAUAACAUGAGCUUUCUAUUUGAUGCCCCUAACUCAGGACCUGGAUCAUAUUCUGCAAGAGCUGGACACUUUAGUUCUGUUUUUGACACAGGGAUUGUUCUACGCAUAGCAGAAAUGCAUUCCUUUCUUAAAAAACAUUUGUUUGAAUAUUCAACGUGUUGUCUUGAGAAUUUCCCAGAAGAGCUACGUGAUGUAGAAUUGCUGCAUAGCAGGCCAACUGAUUCUCUACAGAUGUCUCUUGAAAUUACUGGAACUACACCAAAGAUGUCAUGUGUGAGAAGAGCUUCUCCUGUUUCUGUCACUGUAGAAGCAGAUAGGCAGAUGGAGAACAGGGCAGCAAAUGCUUCAAAUAAGGAAAUUAACAUUCAGUGGUACCUUCCUUCUCUGGCAGGGCCAUCAAACACUUCAGAGACUAAGGUUUUGCUGCUUUAUGCUUAUAAUACUAAGCCCAUCAAGAUUAGUAACAUUAAGAUUUUCAGUUCAAUGUCUAUGUUUUCAGGCCACUUGUGGAUUCCAUUGGCUAGAAUUAUUUCUUUACGGGAGGAAUUAUCUAAUCUAAAGCAGCAAGUUGAAAUGUUGAUGCAAAAUUCUAAAAGCUUGUCUUCAGCUUCAGAACCUAUGAGUUUUCUUGGACAAAGUGAAACUUCAAAAAUAAUUCUGUCAAAAAAACCCAAAAUGAAUGCUGCAAAAGUGCAUCUUGAUGAAAAAACAGAAGAAAUGGCUAAAAGGUGUUUAUCUGAAGUCAAAGCACUGCUGUCAUCUGUUCCAGCCCUGUCCUUGCCAUUAACUGAGAUCCCAUUUGAUGUUACUUUGCAAUCAAUAGCAAGUUUGGAAGAUAUGUUUGAUCCUGCUAAUGGAUGCAUAAUAACUGAAGAAAGUCUUUUCAAUUGGAUCGUUUCUCUGUUUCGCUAAAUUCUAUUUUUACAACAACUUAUUCAGUUGCUGGAUGCUACAGAUUUAGAUGUAAGUGCUGGUGUUAAUGUAACAGCCUCAUUAUUCACACCAGGAUUUGGCUCCUAAUGUGUUUUCUAAUCUUCAUGUUUAGCUUUUUCUAAUUAUUUAGAAAUUAAUAGUUUUUAAAAUGAAAAUACAUUUUUAGGAAUUAAAAGUAUUAGAAGUAGUUUCUUAAUAAGAGGAUUAGAAAUUUGAUUUAUUCAGUCACCUAUAAUUGAGUUUGUUGGAGGUUUUCUAGCUUUUCAAUAAGUUUUUAUUGUUUAGAAAAGCUGAAUAGGCUUGUCGCCUUCUACCAUCUGCUAAUAAAUACUGCUUUUCCCUGAAGUUUUAUUCUCAUCAUCAAUUUUUUAAUUACUUUUGCAGUUCUCAAGAGUUGGUUUUAUUUUUGAGAAUUUUUAAAACAUCACUGAGUUUGUUCUUUUACACUUCUAUUUGGAAACUCACCUAUCAGACUUUUCUAUGUUUUGUUAAAGAAAAACACGUCAGAGGACGUAGUGGGUAAAAAUGAUUGUUCAGAUGUCUCCAUAAUUUCAAAGCGUUUGUCUGAAAAAAAAGCCAGUUUAAAAAAUAAAAUGAGACUAUAGAAGAUUUUUGGACAUCAUUCUCAAAUGCUAACAAACCCUCUGUUUCUGUUGUCAAUGUUGUAAAUCUUAUUUUAAAGUGCUGAAGAAACCCUAAGGAGUCCUAUCAACAGCCACCUGAGGAAAUACUCUUGUCCAGUGUCAGAGAUGGGGAGUUUGGCAGGAUAAAGUGAGUUAAUUGAACAAGGCUGCACAGGAGAGUGCAGGACGAUUCACAACAGAGUUCAUGGCCCUUUGGUUUUGCUCACACCAGAAGGCCAAGUUCCCCUUCGCUAGUUACAAUAAUUUGUUUGCAACAAACAGCAAAAAAAGCAAAAAACCCAGGCAGUUUGGGCAGGAGUCCUGUGAGACUUAUCCUGUCACAAGCGAUGCUUUUAUGUAGCUGUGAAAAUUUAGGACUGUUACCAUUCCCGAGUUCAGCUUCUGUGAAAAUGAAACAAUUGGUUAGAAACACCAGCCCCUUUUGCCUCAGUCAGGCUCUCGCUGUGGUGUAGCCCAGUGAUAAAACAAUAAAAUAUCUUGAGCUCUUUGGACAUUGCAGAUUUACCUCGGCUUGUGCUUUUCAGAGAAACGUUAUCUGGUUUAACAGUGAAGUUUUUUUUACGGAGGCAGAGAGAGAGAGAGAGAGAGAGAAAAGACUGAGUAUAGUGAGUAUCUUAAAUAUGAUCAGUAACAGGAACAAAAGGGGUUCGGUUCUCUAUGUCAUUCCUAGAAAAGAAAAAAGACUGGAUGUAUUUGUGUUAUGUGUAGCUAUUAAAUUGUGCUAUUUUUAUUUUGUGUAGCCUUUCCUGGAAUGCUGUAGGUAGUAGGAAAAUUAGGAGGAUUAUGAUACAAUGAUAAAACCAAAAUAAACACUUAGUAAUUGAUAGGGAAGGUAUUUUUGCAAGACAAUUUAAAAACUGAGCUAGAAUAGUUAUUUAACUGUGCCACCUAACAGGCAGUUUAGAGGAGAUAUUCUUUAACGUUAUUCUUUCAAUUAAAAUAAUUUCUUGUUCUGUGGUUCUUCAAAAAGCAGGAAAGAUAAAAAAUGGCAUUACUCAUUUUUCUUUUUCAAGGAACAAGUAGAAAAUUGUAGCUUUUCGGGAAAAACUAUUCAGUCUUUCCUUGUGCUUUGUAAAAAGUAUAAAAUGUUUCUUAUUCUUUUUGGGGUCGCCUUGAGGAUUAUCAUAGGACUUUUGUGUAGCUUAAUUAAUAUUUGUAAAACAACCCAUAGCAUCAGGUGAAAAUGGAAGUAAAGUUCCAUUACAGAAAAGGUGUUUCUUCAGUGCUGUUAGUCUGGACUUUAUUCUAAUAUUCCUAUAC